UGAAAAUAUUGGGCUUAGUUUGGUCAUAUAAUUGGAUCGAUUUUGAGCCCAAUUAAAGCCCGCCGGUUAAAGCACAUUCAAACGACGUCGUAUGAAGUUUAUAUUCCCGCUGAAACUCGAGCGCCACCGGCGAUGAUGUCAUCGCCGGAGAAGCCAUGGGCAGAGAAGGUUUCAGAAGCAGUGAUGUCGGUCUACAAUUCUCUCCCCAAGAAAGGGAAGCCUCAAGGCCGCGAAGUCACCGUCUUAGCCGCUUUUCUGCUCUCCAGCCCUUCGCAAGGAUUACGCGUGGUGUCAUUGGGCACGGGGACGAAGUGUCUGGGGAGAUCGCGGUGGAGUUCGAGCGGCGAUGUCGUGAACGAUUCGCAUGCUGAAGUAAUCGCCAGGCGAUCUCUUCUUAGAUAUUUCUAUACAGAGAUUGAUUGCUUGGCAAAAAAUUAUAGGAAGCUUAGCAAUGAUGGAAGCGCGGCUUUGCCGAAUGAUGACAUGAUUGACGCAAUUUUCCAGUUGAGGGCGGAUAAAUCCGAGGGAGAAAAAUUUGAACUGAAACAUGGCUGGGAAUUGCAUCUGUAUAUAUCGCAAUUACCAUGUGGCGAUGCAUCUCUCAAUUCCCAGAUGUUCACUUCUAUUAGUAAUAAUUCUCUAGAGAAGCCUAACAAUGAAUGUCUCCAUUCGCAAGAGUCUCUACAGAAUGGUGCUUUUGUUCAAGUUCCCGGUACAGUUCACAGGAAGCCUGGUCGAGGAGAUACGACUUUGUCUGUAAGCUGCUCUGACAAGAUUGCUCGCUGGAAUGUUGUGGGAGUUCAAGGAGCUCUGCUUACCUGCUUCAUGGAGCCAAUUUAUAUUUCCUCUAUAAUUGUGGGGCAAUCGCAAUUUGACUCUGAAAAGAUUGUUGGAGACCAUCUAAGAAGAUCUUUAUAUGAGAGGAUCAUUCCACUGUCAAACAAUCUGACAAAACCUUUUAAAGUGAAUAAGCCAUGCUUUCAUGUUGCUCCAGUGCCACCUAAGGACUUUCAACAUUGUGAGACUGCUCUUGAAACCUUAACUUGCGGGUAUUCAAUAUGCUGGAAUAAAUCUGGCUUGCAUGAAGUCAUUCUUGGAACAACUGGCAGAAAGCAGGGAACCUCUGCAAAAGGUGCAUUGUUUCCAUCUUCACAGGCAUCUUUAUGCAAGAAGCGAUUGUUGGAGCUUUUUAUUUCACUCAAGCAAGAUCACCCUUCACAGUGCCGCACCAGGGAUCUCACUUAUCGAGAACUCAAGGACUGUGCCGAAGAAUACAGUGCAGCGUCAAAGGCCCUAAAAGCUAGCCCACAUUUUAGAAACUGGCUGGUGAAACCCCAAAACUUUGAGUCCUUCUCUUGCUAGAGGCGUUAUAACAGGAUGAUAUGUGUAAUUAGUUUUGCUGACAUGCUGUUAUUCAAAUCAAAUAAGAUGAUGAUAUGUUAUGCUGAAAAAUUAUGGCUCUGUCACUGCUUUUGAUU
Molecule: messenger RNA, 1478 nt
Organism: Salvia hispanica
Lineage: Eukaryota; Viridiplantae; Streptophyta; Magnoliopsida; Lamiales; Lamiaceae
Product: denosine deaminases acting on tRNA
Biological process (GO): adenosine to inosine editing; RNA processing
Cellular component (GO): nucleolus; cytoplasm
Molecular function (GO): double-stranded RNA binding; double-stranded RNA adenosine deaminase activity; adenosine deaminase activity
Source: RefSeq, a predicted model, not a curated record